AGGUGGUAUAACUGUAUAAGUAUGAAGAAUUCUGGAAAAUGGAUGAGGUGAGAGGUGGACUGUCAGUCUGAUAAAACAUUGAAGAUCUUGUUUCUACAGGAGCUUUUAUGCCCCACACUUAGGAGAUUAAUGAUCUUGUGAUGGAAGAAGGAGAUUCUUCUGUAAGGAGAUGGGAGGACCUUUAUAUUGAUAUCUUGGUGAAGAUACUCCAGUCUUUUGACCUUUUUGAGUUGACUGCUGGACUUGCUCAUGUUUGUAGUGUGUGGCGAUUGGCUUGUUCUGAUCAAUUUCUCUGGAUGACGCUGGACUUGUCGAUAUUAAAAUCAAAUUUCAUCAAAAUCUCGUUAGAGCCGUACGUAUAUGUGGACUGUCAGUCUGAUAAAACAUUGACCAGCCUCCUGAAGAUUUGUUUGAACCUCAGUUGUGGAAACAUACUAACAUUAAUCUUCCAUUACAAUUUGUAUGUCAGCGAUGAUCAGUUGACUUAUACUGCCGAGAGGCGUCCAUGUCUAAAACGUCUUGUUAUGCCUUCAUGGAACAGAAUAAAGAAGAUAGGAAUAUGCAGGGCUAUUCGUAUGUGGGAAUAUCUUGAAUCACUGACAAUGCCUAGUAUAGCAAAUCCUUCGUAUGUCCUGGAGGAAAUUGGAAGGAGUUACAAAAAUUUCGCUGAGCUCAAGAUUAUGUGGCGCUGUGAUAUGCUCUUUGCAUCUACACUGGUAUCAUUUCUUCCAAACUUGGAAGUGUUGAGUGUGAGGUGUGCGAUGUUAUCUAAAAGUGCCUUGUUUACUAUCUUGGACGAGCUUGAUGAAUCAAUUCUCGAAAAAGCAUCUAGGUCACACAAAUUCCUAACCUGCAUGAGUGAUUCAUGCAUCAUGUGUCAGCGCACUCGAAAUGAUGAAGGGCUGAUGAGGUGGUACAAGUAUGAAGAAGACCUCUGGAAAGUGGAUGAGGUGAGAUCUCUUGCAAUUUGACAACUUUAAGAAUGUAUUGCUUCAUGAGUUAAUGAUCCAGUAAAAUGUGUAAACUUGUGUAUAUGAAACAUAAUAAAACCUUGUCAUUUUGAAUGGACGCCAAUCAGUGUCCAGUUUGCUAGCAGCAAGUAUUAUCCUUUUGAGUUGUUAACCUUUGGUGGCAAAAGGAAGAGUAGCUUUGUAGCAUAGACAUACAUAAACCGUACUUCCAUGUAGCGUAAUGCUACUUCAUUGUUGUAAUUUUUGUAAGUUUUAUGUCUGUUCUCUUUGACAGACUUGUAUAUAUUUACAUAUGUAUUGCCAAACAUAGUAAGCUCACUCUUUUGUCACUAUUU
Solanum dulcamara is the source of this 1306-nucleotide messenger RNA. Its product is annotated as F-box/LRR-repeat protein At3g48880-like. Gene Ontology annotation, molecular function: protein binding. The transcript has 2 exons. The coding region runs from base 141 to 971 and encodes 276 amino acids. Lineage: Eukaryota; Viridiplantae; Streptophyta; Magnoliopsida; Solanales; Solanaceae. The record is from RefSeq and is a predicted model, not a curated record.